UUGCUCAAUCAAACUCUGCAUGUGCAGUGCUUCAUCAUCUCUAGCUGGCUUCUCUCUCUCUCUCUCUCUCUCUAGUUCCUCUACAGUUCAGCUUCUGCUAAUUGGACCUGGAUAAAGUAUUCAUGAUAUAGAUGAUACAGACACGUUAAAGAAUUGCUUCAGUUUAGCUCCGGCAAUUCUCUGUCUAUUGUCUCUUUCAAUGGAUUCAACAAAGCCCCUUGAUUAUGCUCUGUUUCAGCUCACGCCAACUCGAACCAGAUUUGAUCUGGUUCUCUUCUACAAGGGGAAAACUGAGAAAAUAGCAUCUGGGCUUUUCGAUUCUUUCAUUGCUCACCUCCAAUUCGCAAAAGAUGAGAUUUCAAGAGGUGGGUACUCGGUUUCCCUUCGACCACCAAAUCAAGAUGCUCCCUGGUUCACCAAGGCCACAUUUGAGAGAUUUGUUCGAUUUGUUAGCACACCAGCAGUUCUUGAAAGGUUUGUCAGUCUUGAGAGUGAAAUCUUGCAGAUCGAGCAUUCAGUUCAAGCUAAUGAAUUGUCUAAUUCGCAUGUCUCCAUGUCACUGGAGGAAGGAAGCAAGUUGGCUGCCAAUGGUAAUACAAGGAAAUCAAAUGAUUCGUUUAAGCUGGAGAAGAAUAAUGAUGCUGUAGUAGAAGAGAACUCAAAGAUUCAACUCCAUCGUCUUUUGGAAACUCGGAAAGCCUUGCUAAGGAGAGAGCAAGCAAUGGCUUAUGCUCGUGGAUUUGUUGCUGGGUUUGAACUGGACAAUAUGGAUAAUCUGAUUUCAUUUGCGGAUGCUUUUGGUGCUUCACGAUUAAGGAAAGCUUGCAGUGAUUUCAAGGAUCUAUGCAAGAGAAAACAUGGAGAUGGUCUUUGGAUGAAGGAAUUAGCGGCAGUAGAAGCAUGUACUGCAUCAGAACUAGCAUUAUCAGAAACAUCUGGCAUUCUCCUUUCUAAUGAGAUUACUGGUCCUAGUCAGAACAUAACGUUAAAUUUUGCCAAAUCUGCUGCUAAUCUUCCAUCGGAUGACUCUCUGGAUGCAUCGAAGUCUGACACAACUACAAGUAAUGCAAGUUCAGAUCACAAAAAAGAUGAUAAUUCUGCUCUGUCAGACCAGGCACCGUUAACUAAUGCAAAAUUUCAAGUGCCAAUGCCAUUGAUGAACCAGAUACCUCAGUUUAUGUAUAAUCCCCAAGGCCCCAUUCAACAGCUUCCUUCAUAUCAAGGAUACCCUUUCACUGCUAUGCAGCCUGUUCCACUUCACUAUCCAGGUAAUAUGCAGUGGCCUCCUGGCAUGAAAGAAUCUAAUCAAAAUGUCCUGAGGCACCCCGAUCGUGAAAAGAAUCACAAGUCAUCUCUGGGAAAGAAGAAAUCACUAAAUAAGAAAGAACUUGAAUAUUCUGGAGAGAAAGAUCUACAGAGUCCAGUGAUUCCCAUUCAGCAAGUGAUUCUGACUCGGGAAAGAGGUGGAAGAUGCAGUGAAUCAUUAAGGAAGUCCCACGAGUCCCAUAAGCUAAAAUUAAGUUCUAAGGGAAAGAAGUCCAACAAUCUUACAAAUGGAUCAGAUGCUGCUGAUGAUUACCUUGUAAAUGCAUCUAAGGAGGGAAAAAAUAAUGGAAACUGGGAUGCUUUUCAGAACCUUCUGAUGCGAGAUGAUGAGGAACCAUGUAAUGGAGACGAAAGACGAAACCACAUGGAUGUUCAGGCUGACCUUUUUUCGGACCGAAGCCCUGAAGGGGGAACGUUUGCCACAAGCCCAAUUGUGAGCCCGGAAUCAGAAAAUUUUCUAAGACGGGAGAGAGUUUCUGCUGAUUCCUUUCUUGCGACCAGAACAGAUGGAGAAAAUGAAGCAAUCACUCCUUUUGAUGAUUUUGAAAAUGAAAAGAAUUUCCAUUCGGUUGUGAAGAGAAGGGAUGAUACCGAUGAAAAUUUACUAUUUCUUAAGAGAGUACCUGAAUCAGGUACUGGAAGUAUUCUCUCUUCUUCUGGAGCUGAGGCAUCCUUAAUCAAAGUUGGGAGAGAAGAAGACUGGUUUCUUACGAAUCAGACUGGAGAACCAGAAAACCAUAAUGCAACCAAGGAGCACACAACCUUAGAUGCAGAUUACAUUUUGUCAUCAGAGGGUAAAUGCUCUAGCACAGAGAAGAAUAGGAAAGACAUACUUGUUGAUGAUUCUUUUAUGAUACAGGCUCGACCAGAUGAUCUAUAUGCGUCUCAAAGGAAGCCUGACAUAAGCAUGGUUGCAGAUCUUACUUUAGCUUCCCACCUGGAAAAUGACACUUCAUAUAUUCCAAAGGAUAAGUUUGCAGUUACUAAUUCCUCUGAACCAAAUGACCUCUUCAUGAUUCUUGAACGGGAUCCCGGAUUUCAAACUAGUAAAGAUUCAUGGUCAAUGGAUUAUGGGAUUGACAUAUCUCUUGUGGAAACUAAUAGCAGGAGCACAGGUGUCGAGAGCAACAUUGGAGAUGAGAAGGUUACUUCAAACGACCAAAGCACCAUUCUCAAGAACAAUGAGGAUCCAAUGAAAAGGGAUCCAGGUAGAGGAACAAACCCAAAAGUUUCAAAUGGAUCCACUGUAAAAACCAAAUCCGAGACAAUAUUUAAAAGCAGGAAGCCUCUUGUGAGUAGAACCAUAGUUCAGAAAAGCAAGUUAGAAAAGGAAGAAGAAAUUAGGAAGAAAAUGGAAGAAUUAGCAAUCCAGCGCCAGAAAAGAAUUGCAGAGAGGACUGCAGCAACAUCCAAGAAAGUUCCAGUAGAAAGCAAAACGGUGAAAGGCACCAUUAACUGUAGCAAGAAUAAAGCUAAUUCAAGUUCUCGAGAGAUCAGCAGGAUAAGUUCUGCUAGAGUCAAGGCACCUUAGGAAAGAAGCCUGAAGCUGAAUGGCUUUAUGGAUGCAUUGCACCAGAGCUCAAGAUUUAUGUGGUGGUCAGGUGAAAUUUGAAAAUUGCAAACCACCAUCAACAAGCUACAUGAUGAUAGAGAAGAAAUUUACUCUAGCAAUAGCUCUAAUAAGAAAAUUUUUUGCCAGAACGAAACGCCUUCUCCAUUUUGCAAGAUUUAUAUGCUGGUUUUCUCAUAAUGAAUUUUUAGCUGCUCAAGCCUCGAAUUUAGCCUCAACAUACUGAAUGAUUUUUUUUCUUUCCU
Messenger RNA from Carica papaya (papaya), 3141 nucleotides. NCBI's taxonomy places the organism in Eukaryota, Viridiplantae, Streptophyta, Magnoliopsida, Brassicales, Caricaceae. The record is from RefSeq and is a predicted model, not a curated record.